This is a messenger RNA of Psilocybe cubensis, 417 nucleotides long. RefSeq lists its product as uncharacterized. The record is from RefSeq and is a predicted model, not a curated record. The transcript is spliced from 2 exons. Bases 1 to 417 code for a protein of 138 amino acids. NCBI's taxonomy places the organism in Eukaryota, Fungi, Basidiomycota, Agaricomycetes, Agaricales, Agrocybaceae.
AUGCACCUCGACUUGAAAGCGACUGCAAUUGCUCCUGCCACUGCUACUGUUGCUGCAGCCGAGUCAGAGGAAAAGAUCCCUCCACCCGAGGUUGCCACUGGGAACCGACAUAGCGCAUUAAUCGCCGAUGAUGCUUCUUGUACCAUUGCUACACCUGCCUCGAGUUCCCUCCCAAUUCCUUCAAGCACGAACGCGAUCGCGAUGGAUAUGGGUAUCGAUAAGCUUGAUGACGCUGAUCAUCAUCAUGCGGAUGAGCGCCUAGGCAUAGACGGCAAGGACCAAAAUGAGAGCACGAACUCUUCCUCCCCACAACAGCCGGUGCCGUUACAGCCCCAGACAAAACCGAAGCCAAUAAAGAAAACGCAUUGGGAUUACAUGCUCCCGCUUAUUGAGCGCAAUCUGCGGGGCGAAUUCUAA